Xyrauchen texanus (razorback sucker) is the source of this 2141-nucleotide messenger RNA. RefSeq names its product ceramide synthase-like. The record is from RefSeq and is a predicted model, not a curated record. NCBI's taxonomy places the organism in Eukaryota, Metazoa, Chordata, Actinopteri, Cypriniformes, Catostomidae. Gene Ontology annotation, cellular component: membrane; endoplasmic reticulum. Gene Ontology annotation, biological process: lipid homeostasis. Bases 343 to 1188 code for a protein of 281 amino acids. The transcript has 5 exons.
AACGCUCGCCGAGCAGCGGAUACUCGGUGCUUUCAAUGAACUCUGCGGACAUUAUGCACAAGAACCCACGUUAUAACAUCUAAAACAGCAAAUAAGGCAUGCGCUUGACGUCCGUUUAGAAACCGUACCAUGUAACAGAGUACUCGCUUGUGCCCGGCGGCUUUGAAGCAGGAGUGAAGAGCAAUCAAUCACCGGAUACCUCCACCGUUAUUCGGGGAGCGCUGCUGAGGAGGCAGGGUAACCGCUUCUCUAAUGCUGCCCUGACCGGGCCAUCUCACUCAGUGGUACCACUUCGACCCAACAGUGGAUCAGGUUUUAUAGCGGGACAGGUGCACGGCAAAGAUGUUGCAAGUGCUGGCUUGCGGCGUGGUGGUUUUCCCCGGUCUCUUCUUCACUUUGAGAAAAGUGCUCCCGUCCAUUUUCAAGCAGUGGACAGAUGCCGACGUCGUGCUGGUCAGCGAGAGGCUGGUGUCAUCCAUUCAUGCUGUUAUGGCCACCACAGCUGGCAUCAUUGUGGUGUGCUCGUGCAGAGGCAAUGUGAUCGCAGAUCGACACUGGCUGGCCACCCAUUUUGUCAUUUGGUAUGGCGUGCCCUACAUGUCAUAUGACAUCUUCGCCAUGUACCUCAGCCAUUACUAUCGCUUCCGGGUCAAAGGUCACAAGGACUAUGAGAGCCACUCUCUGCGCACAGUCAACUCAUUUGUGAGGAAAGAGUUCCUGCUGGUCCUCCAUCACAUUGCACUGCUCACCAUCCUGCUACCUGUGACACUGUUCUUCAGGCAGGAUCAGGGUGAUUACUUCAUUGGCUGUCUGUUCCUCACAGAGCUCAGCACUCCUUUUGUUUCACUGGGCAAAAUCCUCAUUCAGUUGGGGAUGCAGGAAUGCUGGCUGCACAAGGUCAAUGGUGGCAUGGUGCUGUUGAGUUUCCUCGUGUGCCGUAUUGCACUCUUCCCCUAUAUGUACUGGAUGUACGGCUCCCACUACGGCAUCCCACUCUAUAGUGUUCCCUUCCAUCUGCCCCUCACUGCCAACCUGGGCAACCUCUGCAUCCUGGCACCACAAGUCUACUGGUUCGUCCUUCUCUGCCGUAAAGGCUACCGACUCUACAAGCGCCAAAGGGAUGCAAAGAACCAGGUCUCUCCAGUGUCCUCGCCCGAGCCAGUCUCAGACAACUCCAAGGCUGAUUAGUGAAGGAAUCACUUUUGUUAUCUAGAACAAACCAACCAAUCAACAUCACAGCUGAAGGCUACGGCACUGAAUCCACUAAUUUUACAGUACAACUAGACUCACGUGCCUGUUAGAAAUACCAUUAUUACUUUAGACUACUCCUCUCUACUCUACUCCAUUCCACAAAUAAAUUACCAUUGCAGAGCUGCUCCACUGGAUUAACUCCCUUCUGUGACAUCCAGGAGCCUUUUAGGUCAGAUAUUGAGGGGUGUGUCCCUCUCUCCCUUUUCCGAUUGGAAGAGCUGUUACAGAUUGGACUGAUGUCUUUGAAUGUCAUUAGAAUUAUCUGUUACUUUGUUUUUCUUUUGGUUCUCUCCUUUGUCCUAUAUGAUAUGCUUGCCCAACGUUAACCUAUAGUGUGAAUGUGUGCUUGAAGUGUUAAAACACCAUGGUUUAAAGGGGGAAACUAUUAUGCCACUUCUAUGAAUAAUUUAUACCAUUAAACAAACAUUAAAAACCCACAGUACUUUAACAUCAGAACAGCAUUUAGUAUCACCUGCACAUGGGGGCAGUAGAGAGUCUAUCCUUAUGUUUACAAUGGUAUGAGCAGGACUUGAGUCUAUAGAGGGGUGGGGUCUUUGCAGGGUAUAAAGAGUGAGCACAAUGCUUGGCAUAUCUUUUAGGCCACAUUAUGCCUGUGGGCAUCUUCAGGCAGCAGACAAAGCAAUAACACAGGGGAUUCACAGCAGGGGUCUGUGGGUGGUUGGAUGACCCAUGUAAACACAUAAUCUGUAAGGAUAGAAAAGUUGACACCCCACUCCUAAAAUGUACAUCUGUACAUCCAAAGGAAAAUAAAUAAAAUAAAAAUAUUUUAAAGUCAUGGAUAUUUCUAGAGUAAAUAUAGUUUUUUUGGUUAACUACAUAAUGUUACAUGAACUAACAAUGAACAAUAAUUUUAUAUCAUUUAAUCUUGU